AAAAAAAAAAAAUUCAAAAAGAAGUAUAAAAAUAAAAAAAUGAAUAAAUAAUUAGUUUUAUUUUUGGUUUCAGUCUUGGCUUUAGUCGGUCUUUCCAUCUUCAUGCUUUAACCUCUUGGUGAUCAUACUGACUGUUUCUAAUACCACGAUUCUAAUAAAUGCACUCAUAUGGGAUGUAAAUGGGAUGGAAGCAUGUGCCAUGAUUCUGAUUCUGAAUUCUUCUUAAAAUCAUCAGGCUAAUAUAAAAAACAUAGCUGCCCAAGCACUAGCAACCCAGAAGAAUGUGCAAAAUCUGGAUGCUAAUUUGUUGCACACAUUUGUGUUGACAUGGAUUGA
Messenger RNA from Tetrahymena thermophila SB210, 336 nucleotides. RefSeq names its product transmembrane protein, putative. NCBI's taxonomy places the organism in Eukaryota, Ciliophora, Oligohymenophorea, Hymenostomatida, Tetrahymenidae. The record is from RefSeq and is a predicted model, not a curated record. The transcript has a single exon.